This is a messenger RNA of Penicillium cataractarum, 1938 nucleotides long. RefSeq lists its product as uncharacterized. The coding region runs from base 1 to 1938 and encodes 645 amino acids. The record is from RefSeq and is a predicted model, not a curated record. The transcript has 4 exons. NCBI's taxonomy places the organism in Eukaryota, Fungi, Ascomycota, Eurotiomycetes, Eurotiales, Aspergillaceae.
AUGCCAGCAGUCCCCUCCGCCAUCGAGCUGCUAGGAAACUCCCUUGUGCAUCGCAGCACCAACUUAACCUCUCCCAAUGCGACGGCCAAGGUUCUUGAGGUUGUCUGCGCUUGGCCAGUUUCUGGGCAAUAUGGCCCGGGAACUCGAGUGCUUUACUAUGCUUCGAUGGCAGCCUGUAUAUUUGCACGUAAAGCAGAAUGGAUUCGCAGCGCUUGUCUAGCUGCCGCGUUGCUGUUCCCUGCCGUUGCAGCUCUUCAUGGAAUUGUCCUAGCGACUCUUCAUCGAAGCGGUGCUGUCGAUAUGGAUGUUUACGGCGCUUUUCAGUUAUGCGCAAUUGGCAUCCUCACUGCACCAGUAACUGUGCGACUGUCCAAGACAUAUUUCAACAAUCCCGGUCGCGACAUCAUAUUCCUGUGGACUGGCCUCCUUCUUGCUGGACUCCUCAGUUUGACCGUGGAGUUCAUUCGUUUCGAUGCUACAACCUGUCCUGCCGAUGAUCCGGCCACAAUUGCUUGGAACUUAACUGGUAAAUUCUUUUAUAACAGUACCUGUGGCAUGACCUGUGGCCAGGGGGGCCCCUAUUCACCUUUACGACAAGGAUCAGCCGACAAUAUAUACGUGAUCCCCGUACCCCAUCAGCUUACAUUCAACACGGCGACACUCCUCGCAGCAGCAUGCUGCAUUCCAGCCAUCUUAUCGCUUGUAUCAAUGUGGAUUAAGAUCCUGGAGAAGAAUUGGGAGAAAAUAGCUCUCAAAGAUCGACCCAAUGAGAAGCCUGAUGAGCAACCUAUUGAAGGCACCAAUGGAGCAACUCCGAAGCAAAUGACGGGCAUUGCAAACAAAGUACGAGGCUGGUUGACACUGAUUGAGAUCCCGGUUUUUAUUGCAGCGGUACUGGCAAUAUUGAUCAAAGGCGAGAUGAACUUCUUCAGCACGCCCGUGAAAUAUCAAACUGAGCCCAUCCAAAGUAUUGGCCAAUGGGCACCAAUUGUCGGUACUGGGCUUGCUGCAAUCGGAUCGCUGUAUCUUCUACUCGCGGCCGAUAUGGAGGCUGAGGAGAACGAGGAGAACGAGGAGAACGCGGAGAACGAAAAUCAGGAACCAGAGACUCAAGAUCCGAAUCAGCCAGAUGGACCAGUUAUAAUACAAUGUCAAUCAUGUGCAGGGUGUAAUCAUAUCAUCUCGAAUGCAAUCACAGACAAGGACUCAGACUCUCAACGAAGCUCCCAAAGUGAAAGGGACGGACCCAGCACCGAAUUCGGGAGAACAGCCACUGAACCUUCAGUCUCGUCUGGAAUGCGCCGUGCUACCACAAAUCAAUCCGAAAAGUCCAUCGAUACAGGCGGCAGACGACAAGUAGCCCGUCUUCUCAACUCGGCGAGUAGACGACUCGCUGCUAGAGCACACAGUCACAUGGAAGAUACUGGAUUCAAUGCUCAGGAGAAAUUGAAAUUCCCUGAAAUCCCUGGUGAAUUCCUGCGGAAUGACAAAUUGCCAGAUAUUCAGAGGGCAUACAGCAACACUCCUUUGCCGCGGUCUAGAGCCACUAGCUUUGCUGGUAGCGUUGACUCGGACUCCUCUAAUGGCGAAGGGAGCUCAAGGAUCGUUCAGCGUCCCUUCCGACAAUUAUCGUUACAAGUUCCGGCUCCAGCACGAACAGCUGGUCACCGGCCACACUCAAAUACUCUUCCAUCAAGACGAAGCUCCUUCGAAUACAGCGUCCAGCGCGACGGCACGAUUACACCCAUUAAUCUAUCUGCGGGACCAACUAGCCCGGACGAGCUGUCACGAUUUGAACAACAACCUAGACAAUCACCUGUAACUCCCUCGCCGAGUGCUUUGCAGGCUAACUUUAAUGCGCCUUCUCUGCGAGCUCAAAGCCCGGCACCCCAGAUUGUUGUUUCUUCCAGUAAAAAAGAGGAAACAGAGUCGGAUUGA